GGAGGAGAAAGCGAAAGGAAGAGUGCGUCCUGGCUGCCGAGUCGCCCGGGGAGGAAGCCCUGGGGCAGGAACGUGGCUGCGAGGUCCGGGGAGCGCGGCCUCCGCCCCGAGGACCCCCGACUGCCCUGCCAGCGGCCCUGAGACGGCGCCGGGCCCGCGCGGCCUUCCCGGGAGCCUCCAGCGGCGUCGGCGCAGCCGGCCAGGCCCGGGGCGGGGCGGCCCGAGCGCGGCGCGUGACGCGGGGCGGGGCGAGAGCGGACGGCGCCGCCGAGGCCACGGACUCCCGCCGACCCGGAGCGCCGGUCCCGCCGGGGCUCCCCGCCCCGGGCCCAGGGGUAGGAGCCAGAGGGUGUGGCUGCCUCUACAGGGAACGUCCUCCUCACUUUUUUCUGGGAUGGGAGCAGAGGGAAGACAAUGAACUGCUACUUUGGCCAACCGCCUGUGUGCAUCCUGCCCUGCUCCAGCCAUGGCCCCAGUGACCAUCAACGAGCUGCCCGAGAACAUCCUGCUGGAGCUGUUCACACACGUGCCCGCCCGCCAGCUGCUGCUGCACUGCCGCCUGGUCUGCAGCCUCUGGCGAGACCUCAUCGACCUCAUGACCCUGUGGAAGCGCAAGUGCCUGUGCGAGGGCUUCAUCACCAAGGACUGGGACCAGCCGGUGGCCGACUGGAAGGUGUUCUACUUCCUGUGCACUCUCCGCAGGAACCUGCUGCACAACCCGUGUGCCGAAGAGGACAUGGGAUCCUGGCGAAUCGACUCCAAUGGGGGGGACCGCUGGAAGGUGGAGAGCCUCCCUGGAGAUCAUGGGACAGAUUUUCCUGACCCAAAUGUCCAGAAGUACUUUGUCACAUCCUACGGCAUGUGCCUCAAGUCCCAGCUGGUGGACCUCAAGGCCGAGGGCUACUGGGAGGAGCUGCUGGACACGUUUCGGCCCGACAUCGUGGUCAAGGACUGGUUUGCUCCCAGAUCAGACUGUGGCUGUGCCUACCACAUCCGCGUCCAGCUGACUUCAGCUGACUAUAUCGUCUUGGCCUCCUUCGAGCCCCCACCCGUGAUCAUCCACCAGUGGAACGAUGCCAAGUGGACGGAGGUCUCCCACACCUUCUCAGACUACCCUCCAGGCGUCCGCCACAUCCUCUUCCAGCAUGGAGGCCAGGACACCCAUUUCUGGGCAGGCUGGUAUGGGCCCCGCGUCACCAACAGCAGCAUCAUCAUCAGCCAUAAGACGACCAGGAGCCUGGCACCCGCCGACGGCUCAGCCUGAAGACCACACGGGGUGGGAGGUGGCCACCGCCUGCCGUCCUCACCUGUGUCUCCACGGGCCCCCCUGGUGGUCCAUCGUCUGCCUGGCUGGCCAUCCAGCCUCUGUCCAGGCCAGCCGAGUGCCCAAAGUUCCCUCCAGGCGAGAGCUGGGCCUGUGGUGGGCACGGAAGCCCCUGCCCCGGGAUCUCCUGCCCCAGUUCCAACCUCGGGCCAACCAUCAGUUUGUGGUAACUGACUGUCACAUGGCUGCGAUGUUUCAUCGGAAUAAAUGUUUUCAGUAAAAGUC
Choloepus didactylus (southern two-toed sloth) is the source of this 1549-nucleotide messenger RNA. RefSeq names its product F-box protein 6 (gene FBXO6). Gene Ontology annotation, molecular function: ubiquitin protein ligase activity; protein binding. The coding region runs from base 467 to 1264 and encodes 265 amino acids. Lineage: Eukaryota; Metazoa; Chordata; Mammalia; Pilosa; Megalonychidae. Gene Ontology annotation, biological process: glycoprotein catabolic process; SCF-dependent proteasomal ubiquitin-dependent protein catabolic process. Gene Ontology annotation, cellular component: cytoplasm; endoplasmic reticulum quality control compartment; SCF ubiquitin ligase complex. The transcript is spliced from 7 exons. The record is from RefSeq and is a predicted model, not a curated record.